AUGGCAGCGGCUAAAAGAAGCGGAGCAAGUGGAAUAGUUCAUGAAGCAGUGACGAAAGAGAAUUACGACAAUUGGAGUACACUUGUGCGAAAUUAUCUACAGGGAGCAGGUUUGUGGAGCGUUGUGGACCCAAAUCAUGAAAAUGGUGAGAAAAUAAAAACUUCUGCUGCGAUUUGGAAGAGGAAAGAUGCAAUGGCUCUGCAUAUCAUUCAACUAGCAUGCGGAUCAGAGGUUCUUUCUAACAUUAGAGAUGCUGGUUCGGCCAGAGACGCUUGGAAUAAAUUGAGCUCAUUAUACAACUCCAAAUAUAAGGUUGACGAUGAUGAUAUUGAGAAAGGUGAGGGUAAGGGUGGUGGUGUCGUUCACAUGUAUGUGGAGAACAAUAUGUGGAACGAAGCAAAAUCACUCCUGAAUAAUAGUAAGGACAGAAUGUUAAUAUUUUCCACCACAGCUUUAGAGAGGACCGCUCUGCACGUUGCGGUGAUUGCAGGGCAUGAACGCAUUGUGAAUAAUUUGGUGAACAGAGGGAAAAAGAAAUUAGCAGAAAUGCGAGACAGGGACGGUUACACGGCUCUUGCUCUCGCUGCAAAAUUAACCGGAAACACAGAGAUAGCAAAGAUAAUGGUAGAAAUGAAGGGUGGAGGAGGAGAGAAGCUACUAACAAUGGAAACCCGUAAAGGUGAAAUCCCUGUUCUUCUUGCUGCUUCCAAAUGCCACGGAGAAAUGACUCACUAUCUUUUCCAAAAAACUCCGCUCGAGGCCUUCCGUGGAGAUAAUUUACCAAGGGCCAGUUUGCUUCUUACACGCUGUAUCACCGCCCAAAUUUUUGACGUGGUUUUGAUGGUGAUGCAUCAAAACCCGCAACUGCCUCUAAACGGCGAUCAAGCGAGGCUACAGGAAGAUAUAGGACCCUUAUAUGCUUUGGCUGGCAUGCCUUCUGCAUUUCCAAGUGGCUGCGAGUAUGGACUUCUAAAAAGACUCGUUUACAAAGUUUUAAUAUUGGAAACAAUAAAAAUAGAAGGGAAAGACUCCAACGGGAAAGCAAUUGAGAUUGAGGUAAAGGGUGCUCAAGAGAAAUGGCGAUAUGAGACUUCCUUCUUAGCACUGAGUCCCUCCAAUUUUCCCAGCAAUUAG
Abrus precatorius (Indian licorice) is the source of this 1134-nucleotide messenger RNA. RefSeq lists its product as uncharacterized. The transcript is spliced from 5 exons. The record is from RefSeq and is a predicted model, not a curated record. Bases 1 to 1134 code for a protein of 377 amino acids. Gene Ontology annotation, molecular function: protein binding. Lineage: Eukaryota; Viridiplantae; Streptophyta; Magnoliopsida; Fabales; Fabaceae.